Messenger RNA from Zerene cesonia (dogface butterfly), 661 nucleotides. RefSeq names its product protein lethal(2)essential for life-like. Gene Ontology annotation, biological process: response to heat; protein refolding. The coding region runs from base 56 to 601 and encodes 181 amino acids. The transcript has a single exon. Gene Ontology annotation, molecular function: structural constituent of eye lens; protein folding chaperone. NCBI's taxonomy places the organism in Eukaryota, Metazoa, Arthropoda, Insecta, Lepidoptera, Pieridae. The record is from RefSeq and is a predicted model, not a curated record.
UGAAUUUCGAACUGCUAAUUGUUCAGUGCGAUCACAGCUAUUUGCGACGUUGAAAAUGUCCCUUCUACCAUACCUGUUCGACGAUUGGGGAUAUGGCCGUCCUCGUCGCCUGAUGGACCAGCACUUUGGAUUGGGGUUGACUCCUAACGACCUGCUAUCUGUUGCUGCUGGACCGCUCAUCAGCAGAGAGUAUUACCGCCCAUGGCGUCACCUGGCAGCGGCUGCGAGGGAUGUCGGCUCUACUAUUAAAUCCGAUUCUGACAAGUUCCAAAUAAACCUGGACGUGCAGCACUUCGCGCCAGAAGAUAUCUCUGUCAAAACAGCUGAUGGCUACAUCAUAAUCGAGGGCAAACACGAGGAGAAAAAAGAUGAGCAUGGUUAUAUUUCCCGCCAAUUCGUGAGGAGGUACGCUCUGCCUGAAGGCACGAAGCCUGAGACCGUCGAAUCGAAGUUGUCUUCCGACGGCGUGUUAACCAUCACAGCUCCAAGGAAUGUUCCAGAAGCUAUUAAAGGUGAGAGAAAGGUACCGAUAGCCCAGACAGGACCAGUACGGAAGGAAAUAAAAGACCAAAGCGAAGGCACGAAUGAGAAACCGCAGUGAUUUUUAGUUCAUAAGGUUAAUUUGAGACUGAUAAUUUUAAAUAUAAUUAUAAGUUCCUAA